Messenger RNA from Lecanosticta acicola, 1026 nucleotides. Lineage: Eukaryota; Fungi; Ascomycota; Dothideomycetes; Mycosphaerellales; Mycosphaerellaceae. The record is from the annotation of a GenBank genome assembly.
AUGGUUGGACUCAGCUUGGAUCCAGAAUUCGAGGCGGCCAUUGCGCCCAUGACAGAAGUCCUCGCCUCGAAACCCAAGUUACCCGCAGGCGACGCUCUUGGUCGACGAGAAGUAGGAAACAAACUGCUCAGCCAAGUCUUAUCGGGCAGGAAACCCAUACCAGGAAUCUCCCGCACAGACCACACGACGAAAGCGCCAGAUGGGCAUACGGUGACGGUCUCAGAAUUCCGGAAAGAAGGAGUCCCAUCAGACAAUUCGAAGGCGAUCUUUUACGUCCAUGGAGGAGGCUUCAUCCUAGGGAGCGUGGAUGUCUUUGAGGACGGAAUUAGGCGCCAGGUUAGGGAUCACGAUGUCCCUGUGUUUGCGGUUCAUUAUCGACUUGCGCCGGAGAACCAGCAUCCGAUUCCGAUUGAGGAUUGUUACGCAGGCUUGAAGUGGUUGAGUGAGAAUGCCAAGGAAGUUGGAGUCGAUCCAGGAAGAAUUGUCGUUUCUGGGGAGAGUGCCGGUGGAGGAUUAGCCGGUAAGCUGGUAGUGAAGGAAAAUUCCAAGCAAAACAUUAAUAUCUUACUGAAUGAUUGACCAGCGUGUCUGACUUUACUGGCACGAGACCGAGGCUUCUCUCCUCCCAUUGCCAAACAAAUCCUCAUAUUCCCCAUGCUUGAUGAUCGAAACCAGAGCCCCAUCGCGGGAAUCGAAGAGCACGCGUUCUGGAAAUGCAACGACAAUAUCACCGGCUGGAAAGCCCUCGUGGGCGAAUCAGCAGGCGGCCCGGAUACUUCGCCGUAUGCCGCAGCCGCCAGAGCUCCCGACGUGACGGGUCUACCGCCGACAUAUAUCGAAGUAGGGCAGCUGGAUAUCUUUGUGCAUGAGAACAUUCAAUUUGCGGGCAGAUUGGCGGCGGCAAAUGUGCCCGUGGAAUUGCACGUGUAUCCGGGUAUGCCGCAUGCCUUUCAGGGCUACGCUCCUGAGGCGGAAUACUCGAAGAUGGCGGCUAGGAAUGUCGUUGCAGCGGUGGCGAGGGCAUGA